AUGGUGGAAUGCCUACUUGAUGGAGGAAAUGAAAAUCAAAAAGCUUUGGAGGAGUACUUGGAAACUAGUCUUCAAAUUGGCUUGAUGAGCAAAGACAAAGAUCCUCCAUGGGCAUUUGAACAAAAUCAAGAAGAAUUCUCAAACGCUCAAUAUGAGAAGAUAAUGCCGAUGCUGUGCAUUGAUGCAGUUACGACGGUUGAUAUGGCUUCCACAGCCAUGAGAAUUCUCUCCAAAGGAAAGCAAAAAAUCGAUGUGAUGAUAGUCAAUGUCCAUUCACCUGAUUUACUUUCUUUUCAACUUUUGACUCAAGCUGUAGCCUUGGAUAUUGUUUCACUCGCUUCUCAAAAUAAUUAUGCAGUUACAUGUGAUGAACACGAUGAAUUCUUAGCAAAGAAGGCUUUGGAAGAUGGAGCUUACCUGUACCUAAAAAAGCCACUUGACGAGGAAAUUGUGCAAUACUUAUGGCAAUUUGCAUUGAGGGAAAAAAUAAAAAGGGAGAAAUCGAGGGAAAGAUUAGAAGAAAAUGAAGAUCAUACAAAUGUUGGUGAUGCUGAUGAUAUUGGUGACAAUAAUAUUGUUGUAGAUGAAGAACAAGCUGGAGAGAAGAAUAUACGUAAUACUGAGGAACAGAGCAAUAAAUACAAGCUGAGGAUAAAGAGAGGUAGAAAAAGAGCAAAACAGAUUAAUGAAGGAGAGAGCCAGAGUAGUGCUAUUAAUAAGAUCGUUAGGCGAAAGGUGUGCACAAAAUGGACUGUGGAUCUUCAUGCCAAAUUCAUGGAUGCUAUGCAGCAACUUGGUGAUGGAAGAUGUUACCCCAAAGAGAUUCUUGAGGUGAUGAAUGUGCCUGGUCUUACCAGGAUGCAAGUUGCAAGCCAUCUUCAGAAAUGUCGUAGCAACAAUUGGAGAGCUCCAAAAGAGCGAAAAUCUAUUCGUAAGCCAUCAGGUCAAGGAUCCUCAAGUGGUUCUCAACAAAGACGUGGCUUUAGAAGAUUUGGGACAAUGCCUCGUCUUCAAACAAGUGUUCCAAAUAUGCAACAACAUCAACGUAACCCAGAUCAAACCCAAAGAGGCCCAGAGUUUUCAUUUCCAACAAUCAAUACCAACAACAUUUUUACUAGAGGAGAGAGUUCAACUCAGCAACACCUCUAUCACCCACAACUUCAUAUUCAACCCCACUACCUCAACAUUGACAACCCAUUCAAUAACCCAUUUUUGUUGCCCCAAAAUAAUGCUAGUGGUGAGCUACAACAACAACAUGGAUCAUUAUUUGGAAUGUCGGGUUCACAAGGACUACAAGGCCCAAUUAUUGGGAGCACUAAUUAUAGGUCUGGGUUGGCGUUUAACAUUGAGGAUCAUCAUACUCAAAAUGACUACAACUUGGAUCUCAAUGUGGCCCAUGUAACAACAUAUUCAGGUAGUGCAAUAAUGUCUGAUACAAGCAUUCGAAAUGCGACAAUCAAUGAAUUAGGAGCAGUAAAUGCUAAUUUCCAGCAAUAUAUUGGUGAACCAAACAUGUCUAAUUCAAGCAAUAUUAUCGCGACAUCACAUGCAAGUGAUACUGAAGGAAGUGAUUCAAAUGAGAGGGAAAAUUAUGAUGCGUAUUUCGAUUUCAAUAAUAUGGGUUAUCUCUUCCAGAAUCUUGGACCUCCAAGUGCUAACCUACCUAAUGAACAUGACAGUGAGAUUGAUCAAGUUUUUGAUCGGCUAGUGGUGAUGGCUGUCCUGCCAGGGAGUGCAGCAAACUACACUUGCAGAACAGAUUGUGAAGUCACUCUCUCUGCUAAUUAUUCCUUGGUGGAUGUUUUUCCGCUCUCAAAGGAUGCGACAGAUUUCCAUGAUCAAAAUGGCGCAGAUGGUGUAGUCUUGAUUGAGAAGCGAGUUAAUCACAACUGA
This is a messenger RNA of Lycium ferocissimum, 1893 nucleotides long. RefSeq names its product two-component response regulator ORR21-like. The record is from RefSeq and is a predicted model, not a curated record. The transcript has 6 exons. Gene Ontology annotation, cellular component: nucleus. The coding region runs from base 1 to 1893 and encodes 630 amino acids. Lineage: Eukaryota; Viridiplantae; Streptophyta; Magnoliopsida; Solanales; Solanaceae. Gene Ontology annotation, molecular function: DNA binding; DNA-binding transcription factor activity. Gene Ontology annotation, biological process: regulation of DNA-templated transcription.